AUGGUGACUGUGGAAGCAUACCACACAGGCGCUGGCUUCGCAGAUCCAGUAUUUGUACCAAUAUUAACCAAGGAAUAUCAAAGAACUCGCUCAUUCCUGAAUGGCACUCACCUUCAAUUCGACGUGGCUGAUUUUUCCUUUGCUGCUAAAGGCUUUCCCUCCGAUUCAAAUUACGCCCGCUGGGAGCCAGUAACUAUUGAAUCCGGAUUCGGGGAUGGUAUUUGGGUCGUUGACGGAGAGGGAUUUCUGGCUAUUGCACAAGACGAGCAUGAGGGGUGGAUUGUUUGCGAAUGGUAUCACGAGGUCAAUGCGCCGCAACUCUUCUAG
Molecule: messenger RNA, 327 nt
Organism: Glarea lozoyensis ATCC 20868
Lineage: Eukaryota; Fungi; Ascomycota; Leotiomycetes; Helotiales; Helotiaceae
Exons: 2
Coding region: 1-327 (108 amino acids)
Source: RefSeq, a predicted model, not a curated record